CAGGGCGUGGCGGCGCUGCUGCUGCUGCUGCGCGUGUCGCGGGCCGAGCGCAAGCCUUGAGCUGCUGCUGCUGCUGCUGCUGCUGCUGCUGGGGGGGGGCGCCCCCGACGCGCACGUGGGAGCCUGCGGGGCCCAGGCAGAGAGGAGGGAAGGGCGGCGGCGGCGGCGGCGGCUCCGGGUCCGUGUUGGCAGGGUCGUGGGGAUCGUGGCGAGCGCGCAAGGUCACGCAGCCUCCUCGGCCGGCCUCGGGAACAACAAUGGGCGGCUGCCGCCACGCGAGGAAACGAGCGGGGCUGAGGCUGGAUCUCUGAGGAUGGUGUGGGAAUCCCAGUGGCUGGAGUGGAGACGGGCCAUUGCUCAGCUGCUCUGCCUUCCGUGAAGGUGCAGCCAUGUCGGUGAUGAUAGCGAGGAAGAAAGUGACCCGGAAAUGGGAGAAGCUGCCAGGAAGGAACACGUUUUGUUGUGAUGGACGCAUCAUGAUGGCCCGGCAAAAGGGCAUCUUCUACCUAACCCUCUUCCUCAUUGUGGGAACUUGUGCCCUCUUCUUUGCUUUUGAGUGUCGCUACCUUGCUGUCCAUCUCUCCCCAACCAUCCCCGUCUUUGCAGCCGUCCUCUUCCUCUUUGCAAUGGCCACCCUCUUGCGGACAAGCUUCAGUGAUCCAGGGGUGAUUCCUCGAGCUCUUCCCGAGGAGGCAGCUUUCAUUGAAAUGGAGAUUGAGGCCACCAACGGAACGGUGCCUCCUGGCCAGCGGCCACCCCCACGCAUCAAGAACUUCCAGAUUAACAACCAGAUUGUGAAACUGAAGUACUGCUACACGUGCAAGAUCUUCCGCCCGCCCCGCGCCUCACACUGCAGCAUCUGUGACAACUGUGUGGAGCGGUUUGACCACCACUGCCCCUGGGUGGGGAACUGCGUGGGGAAGAGGAACUACCGUUACUUCUACCUCUUCAUCCUCUCUUUGUCUCUUCUCACCAUCUACAUCUUCUCCUUCAAUAUUGUCUACGUUACUCUGAAAUCCCUGAGGAUUGGCUUUUUGACUACUCUGAAAGAAACCCCAGGAACAGUCCUGGAGGUUCUCAUCUGCUUCUUCACUCUCUGGUCUGUGGUGGGUCUGACCGGCUUCCACACUUUCCUGGUAGCACUGAACCAGACAACAAAUGAAGAUAUCAAGGGCUCCUGGACUGGGAAGAACCGGGUGCAGAAUCCCUAUAGCCAUGGCAAUGUGGUGAAGAACUGCUGCGAGGUUCUGUGUGGCCCACUGCCUCCCAGUGUGCUGGACCGACGGGGCAUCUUGCUGCAAGAGAGUGCAGCCCUGCAGGGGGGCAGUGCUGGGCCUGAGCCCAGGACCCAGGAAGAGCGGCGUGCCGAGGAGCCCAAUGCCCAGGAUGCCAGCGGUGCCCUCCCCGAGGAGACCGUGCUCUCCAUGCCAGCUUGCGAGGCACCACUGGAAACGGCUGAGUCGCCGCCUGCUGCAGAAGCACCUCUGGCUCACGGGCAGACGCCGCAUUAGCCUCUGGACAGGAGCACUGCUUUUUGUUUUGGCUUGUUCCACGUGGAGCUGUGGCGGGGCCAAGGAUGGGGGAAGCCGGCUGGAUCGUGGCGGGACCGUCCCGUGUGGCUGUUUGUUCACCAGUGGUUGUGACCAGUGUCUCCAGACUGAAGGACGCCUGCUCUCCCUCCCUCGUGGAUGCUGAGCACCCGUGGGGCUGAGGAGGGGCCCUUCCCCGCCAGCCGCCUUCCUCACACGGACUCUGUUAAGCGAGGGCUUCUCUGGCCCCAGCCCCAACCCCCGUGAAGUGUGGAGCGAGCUGCUGGGCAGAAGGCGGAGGAGCUGGGCACCGUGUUGGGGGCCAUCUUUCUCCCUGUGGCGGCAGUCUUUUGUGGUGUUUGAACUCUGCUGCCCCCGAAGCCAGCUUGCUCAUGCCGAGUCUAGCCAGCCAGGGGCGUGAGGCAGCGCCCUUCGUAGACGUUCCCCGACAAACCGUGCCAUGUGGCUGCCUGCAACCCCAAGUGGGCCUCUGUCCCCAGAGAGCCAGCAGGCCAACUCCCAAGUCCUUUCGGCUCAGUACUGGAACUCGAGGGUGCAGCAUCAGGCCUUCCCCUUUGUGUGUGUGUGUGUGUGGCCUGCCCUGAGUCCCUGCCCCAUCACCCUUCUGCAGUGUUCUUCGUGCCUGGGUUGACCCCACCCCCACCCCCUUGACUAGGGCUGCAGGGGGCACAGGCCAUGAAGGGUGCCCAGUGAGAAGGGGGUGGGCAGCCUUUGGAACCAGCUGCCCCAGUGUGUUGGUCCCUUGAGCUCACUGCUCAGGCCCAGAAUCCCCCCUUGCUAUGCUUGUGGGGUGUGUGUGCCAAAAAACAUUCCUCAGCAUGGUCUGGCCUCUCUGCCCUGCCACUAGCCUGUCCCCUCCCUGCCCUGGGAGCAAAAGCCCACAUGCAGCAGAACUGUGUGGCGUUGGCCUCUGUGCCAUUCAGAGAGCAGGCGUCCCUUGCAAACUGGGCAAAGAGGAGGCACCUUUUCAAUGGGGUGAUUCUCUUUAAUUUAGCAGGGGGAGAGUAACUGGCCCUCUCCACCCCCAGCACAGCAUCCCUCCAGUGGCUGUUGCUGGGGUCUAUCUUGCGUUUCUUUUUAGAUUGUGAGCCCUUUGGGGACAGGGAGCCAUCCAUCUAAUGUAUUUGUUAUUUCUCUGUGUUAACCCCCCGAGCCAUUUUUGGAAAGGCGGUAUAGAAAUUGAAUAAAUAAAAAGAGAGCUCCUGACAGGGUUGGGGCUGGCUGGAACCCUC
Molecule: messenger RNA, 2782 nt
Organism: Hemicordylus capensis (graceful crag lizard)
Lineage: Eukaryota; Metazoa; Chordata; Lepidosauria; Squamata; Cordylidae
Gene: ZDHHC9
Product: zinc finger DHHC-type palmitoyltransferase 9
Exons: 10
Coding region: 390-1511 (373 amino acids)
Biological process (GO): peptidyl-L-cysteine S-palmitoylation; protein targeting to membrane
Cellular component (GO): endoplasmic reticulum; Golgi apparatus
Molecular function (GO): protein-cysteine S-palmitoyltransferase activity
Source: RefSeq, a predicted model, not a curated record